UUCAAGCCACAUUUGACAUUUAAACUAGCCUUUUGUAUGACCCUUCCACUUGCCUGACAUAAUAUUUUCCUGCAAGACUAUUUCCCUUGAAUGAAAUAUACAAAUUAAGCUACUGAGAAUCGCCUCAAGACCUUUUUGCACUUUGUGGGUUGAACAAUUCCACUUUAGAAAUCUGGAGACUAGCAUGCUGUAGUCAGGAUGUGUGUCAACCUGCGUGCUGUGCUACUUUUAGAAUUCUGCUCUAAACCACAUGCACUGAAAAAUUGUGGCUUAUUGUUCUGAAGAGCACCUUAGCCUCAGUGGUCUUCAUGCAUGCUCGCACAGUAUUGUCUCAUCCAGAAGAAGGUUAGACAAUGGGGUGCAUUGCAUAAUGAGUUCAACCCUUGGGACCUGCUAUUUUAAUUGUCUUUUCUACAAGGUGACAAAACAUCUUUAACCCGUUUGCUUUUCAGGUCUUGCAUUUGAACAUAUAAGGUCGCCUGGUUGACAAUCAAGGUAUUUUCAAAAUAUUUAAUUUCAUUUAAAAUGAAUAACAUUUUUCUUGCGUCUUUCUCUUUUCAGUUCCAAUGAAACAUCUCGCUCAGAUUUUUAAAAAACAUGUAAUGCUUUUGGUGUUGUUAUGGCAAAUAACAGUUUACAUCAUUUUAACCAUAACAAACUUGAUUUCGGACACAUAUUUCUAAUCUGCAUCUUUGCUGUUACCAUGUUCUUCAUGAUUGUUCUUGGAUGCUUUUGCCUAAAAAAGUAUCGGUCAAUGAAGAAGAGCAUACGGGAGCUGAGGCAAAGGAGAUCUGUGAUCCCCCAGGUACCUUCCCAAGAAUCUCCCCCUCCAUCUCCUAAUGUCCUGAAAAUUUCUGAACUGCCGGGUCGUGCUACAGAGAACCCUUUACAGAGACAGCAAACUAAAUCAAGCUACAGAUUUCCCUGGAAGCCUCCGCUACAGGUUCCUCGGUUCACAAAAGCAGACCUGAGCCUUAUUCAGCUCAUAAAGGCGGGUAGAGAAGGAGUCUUCUACAAAGCAAGGAUAAUAAGGGGCACAUGUAGAGGCCAUUCACUGGUCACUUGCAAAAUUGGAAAAGAAGGUAUCACCCCAAAGCAGAUGGAAAAUGAGGUGUCUAUAAUGAGAAAGCUGGCGUAUCAUAAAAAUGUGAUGCAGCUGCUGGACUGGAAUACAGCGGAACAGCCGUAUAUGCUGCUUAUGGAGUUCAUGAGCUACGGAACCCUGCGCAGUUUCGUUCAGAAACACAAAGAUGAACUGAUUGCCGACCCUGAACUGCAGAGCCAGUUCACCAUCGCGUCCUACCACAUCGCCCUGGCCAUGGAGCACUUACGCUCCAAAAUGGUGGUGCACAGUGACCUUGCUUUAAGGAACAUUCUGGUGAGCCGAUUCCCAUGGGAGGUGAAGGUAGCAGAGUUCGGCCUGGCCAGAGACUUGACCCGUAUGAGGAGCAGACACAGCAGCAGGAAAAAACAACACAAGGAGCGUGUGCCGCUGCGCUGGUAUCCUCCAGAAUACUUCAGGAGCAACUACUACAGCUUUAAAGGAGAUGUCUGGGCAUUUGGCAUUGUGCUGUGGGAAAUGCAGACAUUCGGCACCUUGCCGUAUCCAGAUCUGAACACAUCUGAGCAAGUGGUGUAUAGCGUCUGUGCUGGUUAUAAGAACACUGUCCCCAAUACCUGCCGUCCAGAAAUAGAACAGGUCAUGCAAGACAUUGUUAAUAUCCUGGAGAGUAUCGUGGAGAGUGAUGGGGAUUAUGUGAACGUUGACAACCAAAGGAUCAUGAAUGCAGAAGAGAAUUAA
This is a messenger RNA of Cyprinus carpio (common carp), 1801 nucleotides long. Its product is annotated as fibroblast growth factor receptor homolog 1-like. Gene Ontology annotation, molecular function: non-membrane spanning protein tyrosine kinase activity; signaling receptor binding; ATP binding. Gene Ontology annotation, cellular component: extrinsic component of cytoplasmic side of plasma membrane. Gene Ontology annotation, biological process: protein phosphorylation; cell differentiation; innate immune response. The record is from RefSeq and is a predicted model, not a curated record. Lineage: Eukaryota; Metazoa; Chordata; Actinopteri; Cypriniformes; Cyprinidae.